CUAAGGCCGUUUAUUUUAUACCUAUAAUAAUGAGCGGACGCCCUAGGACCACAUCGUUCGCCGAGGGCAGCAAAUCCGUUCGAAAGACAUUCGAAACUCAACCUCAGAAACCGUCUCUAGGAGGAGUAAAAAUUAGCAUUUGACUGCCCAAGUCAAGAACAUUUUGAAGAUUUGUAUUGUGGUACCUAGGAAUGUCGCUACACUCGCGUGCAGGCAAGGACGGCUCGAAGGUGACGACAGUGGUGGCGACGCCGGGGCAAGGCCCCGACCGGCCGCAGGAAGUGAGCUAUGCCGACAUGAAGCUCAUCGGUAAUGGCAGUUUCGGCGUCGUCUACCAGGCCAAACUAUGCGACACCGGCGAGCUAAUUGCUAUCAAAAAAGUGCUCCAGGAUAAAAGGUUUAAGAACCGAGAGCUUCAAAUCAUGCGACGACUGGAGCAUUGUAAUAUUGUUAAAUUGAAAUACUUCUUUUACUCCAGUGGAGAAAAGAAAGACGAAGUGUACCUGAAUCUGGUGCUGGAGUAUAUACCCGAGACUGUGUAUAAAGUUGCACGUCAUUACUCCAAAGACGAACAAACCAUACCCAUUAGUUUUAUAAAGCUGUACAUGUACCAGUUAUUCAGAAGCCUUGCAUACAUCCAUUCACUGGGCAUCUGUCAUCGGGACAUCAAGCCUCAGAACCUGCUAUUGGAUCCCAAAACCGGGGUCCUUAAAUUGUGCGACUUCGGCUCGGCAAAGCACCUUGUGCGUGGCGAACCUAAUGUCUCUUACAUCUGCUCGCGAUACUACCGCGCUCCUGAACUCAUCUUUGGCGCCAUAGACUAUACCACUAAAAUAGACGUAUGGAGCGCAGGUUGCGUUGUAGCCGAAUUAUUGCUGGGCCAGCCAAUUUUCCCGGGAGACUCUGGGGUCGAUCAACUUGUUGAGAUCAUUAAGGUCCUAGGCACACCAACACGUGAACAAAUUCGAGAGAUGAAUCCAAACUAUACAGAAUUUAAAUUCCCACAAAUCAAGAGUCACCCAUGGGUGAAGGUAUUCCGCGCGUGCACGCCCCCUGACGCAAUCUCGCUGGUGUCGCGGCUGCUGGAAUACACGCCGGGAGCGCGCCUGUCGCCGCUGCAGGCGUGCGCGCACAACUUCUUCGACGAGCUGCGCGAGCCUACGGCGCGGCUACCCAACGGACGCCCGCUACCGCCGCUGUUCAACUUCACCGAGUACGAGCUGAGCAUCCAGCCGUCGCUCAACGACUUCUUGAAGCCGCGCGCGGUGGCCGCGCCCGCCGCCGACGCCCCCGGCGCGUCCGCCGCGCCGCUGCCCGACGCGCUCGACGCCCAGGGCGAGACCGCCGCGGCGAGUGGAGCGAGCGGCGGGUCGCCGGGCGCGUCGUAGAGGCGGCGCGCAGCCGAAGCCGCCCGCUCCGCGCCCUCGCCGCCCGCGCCCCCGCGCCCGCCGCCCGCGACCGACGACUCGAGGCCCGAUGCUAUCGCCGAUACGCCAAAGCACUCUUAUUAUGCCGCAUCUGACCGACUCUCCUCGCCCGUUGCAUUUACGGCCCGGCACCGCCCCGCCCGUCUGGCGGCGGCGCUCCGGUCGCGGGCCCCUCCUGCGAUGCACUCCGUCGAAACUAGAGAGUCAUUCGUGUGCUAAUUUAGUGAUAGUCCUUUUCGUGUUGGCCAUCGGGAAAUUUAAAUGCAUAAUAGGUGUUUUCGGCGAAUAAUCGUGUGAUACAGUAGUGUAAUUGUCGAUAAAGCUUGAGCUGUCGUAGUCGGUAAGAAGGGUAAAUCCACUGUAGAUUCUAAACCGUCGCAAUGUGAUUACUUUGUACUUUUGUAAGCUCAAAUUGUCUUUUUAUGUACAUACCUUAAACACUGAGUUUUAAUGAUGUUUAUUCGGCAAACGACAGAUUUAUCGUCUGGUUAAAUUAUUUUGUUUUAUGUUCACUUGUAAUAAUUUUCUCUUUUCCAAAGCAAUCUUGGAAGUAAUUUUCCCUGUACACAUUUAUACCCUACUUUAGCUCUAUCCAUGUAGACGGGAUGAGAUAGUCACAAGUUUGUUUCAAUCGUGUCACCUAUUUGAGAGAUUGCCGCGUGAAUAUUUAGUAAGAUGCGUAAAAAUCGCUUGGGCCGUGUAAUCAGUAGGAAAGACAUAUUCUGUAGUGCAUUAGUGUAUGUAUUUAUUGUUGAAACGUAUCACUAACUCAUGAAACUUACGAAUUGUAUGCCUAGUGUUAUUUCAACGAGAUACUUAGCAAAUGGAACUUUGGUUGCAUACAUAGAAGCAUACUUGUAAAUUUUUAUAACUAGCAUAAACUGAUCUCUCAGGAUAAUUUAUAAUAUUUAAUAUCUCAGUAUAUUAUGUAUAUGUAUAAACAAUACAGAGAAUAUAAAUUUUUAGAUUAACUGCAUUAUUAGAUAUUCGUUUUGUCGGGCAACUUCUACGUUAAAACCGUUUUUUAUUGCGGUGUACCUUGUCUUAUCCAGUGCUGCAAACGUACUGUAUUUAAUAAAUAGCACUGUCGGUGUCCUAAUGUAACGACAUAGUUUUUCGAUAAUAAUUGUAUUCUAUAUUCAAUAAAUGAUAUUUCUAUGAUAUAAAAUUUGUCAUUGAGAACACUAUGGUUAUUAGUAGUCUUUUAUGAAACAAUGUUAAAAUAAUGCUAUAAAUUUCAUUGUCAUAGUUUUAAGUAUUCAAGUAAUUUCAUUUUGCACCUCGAUUUGGCAUACAGUUACAAAUUAGGCGAAGGUAUUAAAACCUUAAGUAUAGACUAACAAAUCUUUUAUUCAUGGUGUAGAUGUAGCCUAUACGCGUAAAUUCGGUGUAGUGUCGCAGGAGCCGCAGCGCCCGCCUAGCAAGAGGCGAACGGCAGCUGAACAUUGUUGAGAUACCAUUAGCACAACCGUUUAUUCCUAUUUGGACCAAAUUAUAUUGUUCACACAUAUCCAGUUUCGCAGAAAUGCGAAUCUAGGCGGCGGCGAGCCGCGUGUGUGCCGCACACGGGGAGAAGUGCUUGCUCCUCCGUAGUUCGUUAUAUCACCGUAACAAUCGAAUCGAAACAUUGUUCGGGUAAUCUUGCAUGCUUAGCAGUUUCGAUUCUUCAUUAGGAAAAUAACUUUAUAGCCUGCCACCACAUUGACUUCGUAUUAACUCUGCUACAUAAUGUAUCUUAUUACGUAUAAAUUAUUGUAUCUUUUAAGUACCUAAAGCGCUCGGCGCUUCGAUUUUAAAUCACAUAGUUAGUUGUCGUCGUUAAGGCUAUUUGGUUUGCUGACACACCUUUAUAAUUCGUGUAAAUAUAAUUAUCUUUACGGUAUGACUCUUGAGUAACGUUUGUCGGUUAAUGCGCACUUACGGUCCCCGCGGUCACGAACGGUCUUCGCUCGGCUGGCGGGACAUCCGGCACCGCUUGUCCGCCUAUUGACGUGCAGCGUUCUCGCCCCAGCAUCUGACUGUUGCGGAUGCCGUAAGGAAUAUGGUAGUUUAGAUACGCAUAUUUUUAUUAAGUCUAUCUUAUAUGAAUUUUGUAAUCGACGUUGCUUC
This is a messenger RNA of Hyposmocoma kahamanoa, 3536 nucleotides long. It is a transcript of the gene sgg, whose product is annotated as glycogen synthase kinase-3 beta. Gene Ontology annotation, cellular component: axon; cytoplasm; cytosol. Gene Ontology annotation, biological process: negative regulation of canonical Wnt signaling pathway; protein phosphorylation; signal transduction. Bases 192 to 1388 code for a protein of 398 amino acids. The transcript is spliced from 10 exons. Lineage: Eukaryota; Metazoa; Arthropoda; Insecta; Lepidoptera; Cosmopterigidae. Gene Ontology annotation, molecular function: protein serine/threonine kinase activity; ATP binding. The record is from RefSeq and is a predicted model, not a curated record.